This is a messenger RNA of Lathyrus oleraceus (garden pea), 2184 nucleotides long. RefSeq lists its product as uncharacterized. The record is from RefSeq and is a predicted model, not a curated record. Gene Ontology annotation, molecular function: cysteine-type peptidase activity. The transcript is spliced from 13 exons. Gene Ontology annotation, biological process: proteolysis. The coding region runs from base 1 to 2163 and encodes 720 amino acids. NCBI's taxonomy places the organism in Eukaryota, Viridiplantae, Streptophyta, Magnoliopsida, Fabales, Fabaceae.
AUGCAGAUGGCUAGUAACGAGGAUCACCCACAUGGUGAUGAGACCGUUGGUGGUGCGGAAAGGGAAAUUAAACGUGGAAUAACGGUUAUGAAGAAAGUUAUUCGAGAUAGAGAUCGAGGCGUUUUAAUAAAAGUGCAUUGGAACGAAGGUGGACAACUAAUUGAGCCUAACGGUUCAACAUUGACAAGUUUUAUUGGUGCAUUGGUAAGGAAUGAAGUUCCAAUUACUUGUGAUAAUUGGAGAAAUAAACAAUUGAACGAAGCUAAAGACAAAAUAUGGAAGGUGUUUCGACAUCGAAGAAAACAGAAGAGAUCAUUGUCUCAAAUGGCCGGAAAGUUACUAAGAGGGUUUAGAACCUUUUUAUCAACCACCUUUCUUAGGGAUACGGAAGGUACUUUUGUUGAUGCAGAGCUUCCAUCUAAAUAUGCAAGUUUGAUUUCACCUAAAGAAUGGGAAACGUUUAAAUCCAAACGAAAAACCCAAGAAUUUAAGAGUGUAAGUGAAACAAACCGGCAAAGAGCAUCAAGUCCGGCGUAUCCCUAUAGAAAAGGGCGUGUUGGAUAUGGACGCUUAGAGCAGUCUAUAUUAACAAAGGAGAAUAGUUCUGAAACAUCUCUUCCGGCACAUGUUUUGUGGAAGGAAGCCCGUGUCGGUAAGGAUGGAAAGAUUAAAGAAGACGUUCAACAAAUAUUUGAGAAAUGUGAGACUCUAUCUCAAUCUAUAGUUCCAUAUGAAGACACUGAUUGCAGGAGCAUACUGAGUCGAGCAUUAGAUGUUCCCGAGUAUUCUGGUCGGGUGAGGGGCAAGGGAUUUGGGAUCACUCAAAAAUCCUUGAAUAUUAAAAAACAAAAGACUCCUAGCAAUAAAGAACUGCAGCAAACUUUGGAAGCAUUAAAAGCUGAAGUUCUUGAAUUAAGAAAGGAAAGAGAAAGAGAUCGAGCAGCGGGUUUUAAAGAUACUAGUGACAAAGAUAGUAUCAAUUGUAAUUUUCAACCGACUAUUCCAGAGGGCAUUUCACCUUGUCACCUCUACUUAGCGAGACCGACUUAUCGGAUGGUUGGCAAGGGGAAAGUUCAUAACAAUUUGGGUGAAUUACUUCACACUAAACCGCUCCCUACUGGAUCUUUGAAAGUGUCGGUUGAUAUUGCUUUGGAGAAGGAUGCGUUAUUACCACAUCCUGACGAUGUUUCGGAUGCAACUUUAUUGGGAGAUGCCAUAGGUUCAUUUGUUGCAUGGCCGACAGACCUCAUUAUCGUAGGAUAUGAGACUCCCACAAAAUCCAAAGCAAAAGAUAAGGGGAUUGCGCGGGAAAUCGAGUCAGUUGCAUCGCAAAAAGAGAUUCCUGUUGCUAAGAAGACUGAAAUUUCCAAGAGGACCGGGGCUAAAAAGAAAAAUCCUUCCAAGUAUAGAGCGUGCCUCCAUACAUAUUUAGAAACGACAGAUAUUUCGGAUGGAUGUGUUCGUUUAAUACCUAUGGAUGGAGCUAUUUUUGGUUUUGAGUAUGCCGAGCCAUUGGGUAAAGAGGAUUUUGAUCAAAUUUUGUAUCAUACGCAAUUAAGCGUUGGUGUUAUCAACACAUACAUGAGGUAUUUAUAUGACAAAUUGAUGGGUCCGCGUGGGUUGGAGCAAAGAUUCUCAUUCUUAAAUCCCAUGAAAACGAACUUAACCGAAAUGAUAAGAAAACCAGAUGAAGUCAGGACGUAUGUAGUCGAGCGCUUUAUGGCCGACACAGAUAGAGAAAAGUUGUUCUUUUUACCGUUUAAUACCGGCGACGGUGGACAUUGGUUGUUGGUCGCGAUAAAUCCUUUUAAAGAAAUUGUGUAUUAUUUGGAUUCUUUACACAAUGAUUGGACAACAUACCCUGCUAUGAAGACGAUAGUUGACACCAUUAUACAAACUGUUCGAGCACAAAGAAAAAUUCAAGUACCAAAGAGAAAAGCCAAUAACAUUACAUGGAAUAGAGUGGAGUGUCCUCGACAGCGUAAUAAUAUAGAUUGUGGAUAUUACACGUUGAGGUUUAUGAAAGAAACUCUUCUUAUGGAUCGAACAGAUAUUCCAUCUGAUUACUUUGAUGAAUAUAGAUGUGCUUAUUACUCAAAAGAUCAGUUGGAUGAAAUUAAAGAGGAAUUGUGUCAAUUCAUUAUCGAGCUACAGGUUUUGUGAGGUAUUGAACUCUUACUUUAA